This is a messenger RNA of Bombyx mandarina (wild silkworm), 2547 nucleotides long. It is a transcript of the gene Fim, whose product is annotated as plastin-2 fimbrin. NCBI's taxonomy places the organism in Eukaryota, Metazoa, Arthropoda, Insecta, Lepidoptera, Bombycidae. Gene Ontology annotation, biological process: actin filament bundle assembly; actin filament network formation. Gene Ontology annotation, molecular function: calcium ion binding; actin filament binding. The record is from RefSeq and is a predicted model, not a curated record. Gene Ontology annotation, cellular component: actin filament; cytoplasm; actin filament bundle.
CGCCACAUUCUGCAAUUUGUCGUACGUAGCUGAGGUCGACCUAAGUUAUUUCAUAUUUGACGAACACGUAGAAGGGACGGUCGAAUAAGACUUGUCUUGAAGGCGGAAAAUUACUAAAUGAAAUCUAAAUAAAAAGUGCUACUAAUUUCUACGUUUAUAUUUAAUGUGUAAGUGAACAGUGAAAGAAGCGAUAGUGAGAUAGAGACUAGCAAAAGCGGCGUAUGUGCAUGUGAUUUGUUUUUGUGAAUUUUGCAAAACUGACAAUGGCAGACAAUUCAAAAUUGACCGACGAAGAAUUAAUAGAGAUCCGGGAGCAAUUCGCGCAGCUGGACACUAGCGGCAAUGGCUACAUCGACUUGAAGGAACUGAAGGAUGCUCUAGAUGGCGUUGGAUAUAAGAUUCCACAAUGGAAGGUGCGGUGCAUGAUCGAGGAGUAUUACGAUAAUGGAGGGAAGCACGGACGAGGUGUCAACGGAAGUUUGAACGGCGACGCCAGACGGAACGGCAUGUCGCUUGUGGAGUUUGAGGAUCUGUGCGCCAAUCUUAAAGCACAACAGGUGUCGAGCACCUUCAAGCAGGCGGUCAGUAAAAAAGAGAAUUUGGAACACCUGGGAGGCAUGAGCGAAGCAUCAAGCGAUGGUACAACGCACUCUGUACGACUCGAAGAACAGAUGGCGUUUUCUGGUUGGAUCAACAGUAACUUGGAACACGACCCAGACCUGAAACAUCUCUUGCCGAUCGAUCCCGAAGGCAAGCAGCUCUACGAGAAACUCAAAGACGGACUUAUUCUAUGCAAAGUAAUAAAUCACUCGUGCCCGGACACGAUAGACGAGCGAGCGAUCAACAAGAAGAACCUGACGUUAUACACGAAACACGAGAACUUGACUCUGGCGCUGGUCUCGUCGCAGGCCAUCGGGUGUAACAUCGUCAAUAUAGACGCUCACGAUCUUGCUAAAGGCAAACCUCAUCUGGUGCUCGGUCUCCUGUGGCAGAUCAUCCGAAUUGGUCUCUUCAACCAGAUAACGCUGGAGCACUGCCCUGGACUCACAGAAUUGCUGAAUGACCAGGAACGCAUCGAGGAUCUGUUGGCUCUGUCCCCGGAGGCCAUCCUGCUGCGCUGGGUCAACCACCAGCUGCAGUCCGCCGGCGUCACGCGGCGCUGCGCCAACUUCCAGCACGACGUGGCCGACUCCGAGAUCUACUCCUACCUGCUGAAGCAGAUCGCGCCCUCCGACGCCGGCGUCACGCUCGAGGCUCUCUCGGAGUCCGAUCUGCACCGUCGCGCCGAGAUAAUGUUGCAACAAGCGGAGAAGCUGCGGUGCCGCGCGUUCGUGACGCCCGCCGACGUGGUGGCCGGCGUCUACAAACUCAACCUGGCGUUCGUGGCCAACCUCUUCAACCAGCACCCCGGCCUCCAGCGCACCGACGACGCAGAGGAGUACCACCAGCUCGAUGAGACUAGGGAAGAGAAAACGUACCGUAACUGGAUGAACUCGAUGGGCGUGGCGCCGCACGUGAACUGGCUGUACUCCGACCUCACCGACGGACUCGUCAUCUUCCAGCUGUACGACAUCAUCAAGCCGGGCAUCGUCAAUUGGAAGAAGGUUCACCGUCAGUUCUCGAAGCUGCGCAAGUUCAUGGAGCGCCUGGAGAACUGCAACUACGCGGUGGAGCUCGGCCGCGCGCUCGGCUUCUCGCUCGUCGGCAUCGCGGGCGCAGACAUCAACGAGGGGAACGCCACGCUCACGCUGGCUCUGAUCUGGCAACUGAUGCGAGCGUACACGCUGUCGGUGCUGACCCGGCUGGCCAACACUGGCAACCCUAUCAUAGAGAAGGAAAUCGUUCAGUGGGUCAACAAUAAGCUGCAGAGCGCCGGCAAGCAAUCCUCCAUUAGGAGCUUCCAGGAUGAAGUACUGGCCGAUGGGAAGGUCGUUAUUGACUUGAUCGAUGCCAUCAAACCGGGCUCCAUCAACUACGACCUGGUGCUACCGGGAGGCAACGAGGAGGAGAACUUGGCGAACGCUAAAUACGCGAUAUCGAUGGCUCGUCGCUGCGGCGGCCGCGUGUACGCGCUGCCCGAGGACAUCACCGAACGGAAGCCCAAGAUGAUCAUGACGGUGUUCGCCUGCCUCAUGGCGCUGGACUACAUACCCACUAUGGACGCGCCCGUCAAGCCAUCCAGUGAUGAUGCUGUAAUUACCGAAACAGUAGAGACUACAGAGAUGUACCGACUGGUGGAGGAUUCGGGCUGGGGUAUGCCGACUGCUGAGAAACCGGAGCCGCCUCCAAAACCUGACAAUUUAUCGCCACUGCCUAGAUCUAAUUCUGAGGAGUCGAUUAAUUAGACAUAACGGCGACUAGGUUAUUAAGGUGGCUGCAAAUGAAAGGUCAAACAUUCCGUAUUUCAUUUCUUUUAUUUAUGUUUAGGAAGGUCUGCAGACUGCUGUUUUUAAUGACUAACGGGGCUGAAAAUAUUUCGUUUUUAGGUGCAGUAUUCAUUUCAUAUUUUUUUAAUUUUAUUUUUGUAAAAUUUUAUAAUGAUAUAUU